AGAAAUUGGAAUUCGACCAAAAUACAUAGUUAAAGUAUAAUGGGUGAUCUUCAAAUCGUGCCGGUGUACAACAAGGUGGAAGCACAGUACGUAGAAAUGAUGGUGCCUUUGUAUUCUUACGGUUGCGAGAAGAAAGUCAAGAGGGCUCUUUCUCAUCUCAAAGGAAUAUAUUCAGUGAAAGUAGACUACUACAAUCAGAAGGUGACGGUGUGGGGGAUUUGUAACAAACUCGAUGUGUUAGCGAUGGUGAAAAAGAAGCGAAAAGAAGCUCGGUUUUGGAAUGUAGAGGAAGAGGAGAAUAAUAAUCCAGAGAGCGUUGAUGAUUGCAUUGUCGUAAAAGAAGACACUAUUAUUAAAACUUCAUUUGAUACCGAUAAAUCAUCGGCGUUUUAUACGUAUUCUACAACGCCUCCGAGAUUCAGUAUAAGACCUCCUAUGUCACUUAUUAGAACCUCUUCAUUCACAUGGAAAGCCGUGAAGAAGUUCAAUGGUCACCGCAUUGUUCGUAAAAUCUUUCUUGGGACACAUAUGUUAUCAAGAAAAAAAAAGACCGAGUCUUUCGAGAAAAAUAAAGUGAUAACGCUUUAUCUUCCAGUCCACUGUACUGAACUUAGGAGAUCAUCCACUAUUUUCUCGGACAAAGCCCUAGUUCCUCUUUCAGAGACAGAGGUGACAGACACAAAAACUAUAAUAAGAACUCGCAGCGGAAGAUCAACCAAGACCAGAUCUGUUCCCUCGCAUCCAAUUCCCAUCGCCGUUGCAGAAUCAGCGAAUCCAGAAUCGGACAAUGACUCGGUAGCUACAACAACGGAAGUGAGAACUCAACGUCGUCCUCGUCAGAGCGUGGGGGAGUCUUCUCGUCCCAAGCAGAACACGCUGAACAAGAAGAAGGAAGAGGAAGAGAAUGAUUCGACUCAAGUGAUCGACGAGGAAGAAGAAGAAAACGCAAGGCGAAAGAAGCGUUGUAUUCAUAAUCUCCGCAAGGCUAUUCAAAAUCUUAAGGAAUGUGUCGACAUUCUUGAAGGCUUCGUCUUUUAA
Molecule: messenger RNA, 1038 nt
Organism: Arabidopsis thaliana (thale cress)
Lineage: Eukaryota; Viridiplantae; Streptophyta; Magnoliopsida; Brassicales; Brassicaceae
Product: Heavy metal transport/detoxification superfamily protein
Exons: 4
Coding region: 40-1038 (332 amino acids)
Molecular function (GO): metal ion binding
Source: RefSeq, marked reviewed